CAUUAUUUAUUCACACAAGCAAGAACGCUGUUUUAAGUGCAUUAAAAUAAUGGUUUAUCACAUGCUUUGUUUUAUUAAAGUGCAAUUAAAUUAUUUUACCCGGUCAUACCUAUAAAAAGAAAAUCUGAGGCAGAAAAGGCUGCAACUAAACAGGCACUGGAUAAAGCCAGAGGACAAACUCGCGUAAACAUCGGUGGAGCAUUUGAACGGUGGAGACAACUGAGGGAGUUGAAGGGCCUGAAAAGCGAUGCCGAGGUUGCGGUCUUUCUGCUGAACAGCUACGAGAUGGAUCUAUCAACUUCCACGCCGGCGAAACACAGAUUGAUGAGACCCCCUCCCCCACCUGUCUCAUCUAUUGUUGCUGAGUCUCUGUCCGACCGAGAUGAUGACUUCUCAGUAGCUGGCGUUGAGGAGUUAAACAUUAGCUGCCCAGAGGAAACAGCUCUCCAGCAAUUGGAUGCAAGUAUGUCGUCGCUGGACAUAAGCAUUGAUGUUGUUGAUGCAGAUGAAUUUAAUGACAUUCGAAACUCCGUCAUUGACUGGGAAGAUGAAGACGUCACCUGGAAUCCUGAUAUGGACACACAGUCUGUGUCAUCAUUAGAAGAUGUAACCAGGGAACUGGACUCAGAUGAUGAUGACAGUGAUGAUGCAGAUUUUAGGCCUCGUAUUUGCGUUAGGACUGGUGGUGCUCUGAAAACUCCAAUUUGCUUGGAAUCACUGCCAGAAAUCAACAUGGAGGACACUGUGCAUGAUGCUACAGACAAUGCCCCAGAUAAAACUAUGGCUGACAUGCCAACACUCCCAGAAGCAGCAAAAGUCAUGGUCGAUGAUGAUAUUAUUGGCCAUCCUGCAUCCAUUGCUUAUCACGACAGCCUGAAGCAGCUUGCCGAGUAUCUCCUUCUCCCUGUCAGCAUGUGUUCUGCCAAGGACCCAAACAGUAAGGCUGAAUGCCGGGCACCUGCACCGUUUGAAAUCAAUGUCAGGUCCAGGGGAACAGCUGCUGUCGUUGAAUGGAUGUGUCCUCGUGGUCACACAGUUUGGAAGUGGGCUUCCCAGCCCAUUUUAAAAUAUGGGAUGCUAGCUGGAGACUUCAUGCUUUCCACUAAUAUCCUGCUGUCGGGCAACAACUACACCAAGAUCUCACUAUUGUUUAAGUUUAUGAACAUGGGGAUGGUGGAGAGGUCAACAUUCUUUAGGAUCCAGGACUCCUACUGUGUGGACACUAUAAAGGAGUUCUGGGAUGAGAAGAGAGCUGCAGUCAUCACCCAGCUCAAGUCAAAAGGGCCAGUUGUAGCCAUGGGAGAUGCUCGCAUGGAUAGUCCAGGAUUCUGUGCACAGUAUUGCACAUACAGUGUCAUGGACAAUGGAUCCAAACAGAUAAUAUGCAUGGUCAACAUCGACAAGCGUGAGACCAUGCGGAAUUCUGUUAUCAUGGAGAAGGAGGGCUUCAUGCGGGCAUUUGAUAAACUAUGUGAAGAACUCAACAUUGAAGAAUUCUGCACGGAUGCUCAUUCUCAGAUAUCAGCCCUCUUUUCAAUAAGUUUAUUGGUUUAUUUUGCUUUAGGAGAUUGUUUCAGCAAUAAAACUCUGUGCAUAUAGCCCCAUGCAACAAACUACACUUACAUUAUUAGGACUGGAAAAUGAUUUGGAUUACUACUUAGCAUAUAUCAUCAAUUACUUUUUUGUCUUUUAGAUAACAAAGGGAAAUAUAAAGACUGCGGCGUACGACACACCCUGGACAUGUGGCAUGGGUCCAAAAGUUUGGGGAAAAGAAUUCAUGCGGCAGGACAGCAAAGGGGGUGCACCAUCCUUCAGGAGUAAGGACAUCUGCAACCACUUCUGGACAUGUGGGCUGGACUACUUCACCAUGUGACAGGAGAACAUGCGUGGGCCCUUGGAGCCUGUCAGCAUGGUCCCUUGGUGGAGGACAGAGAGAAGGAGUGGAUCCAGAAGGGUUCUGUGGCACACCAGAGACUGACAGAAGUGGUGCUUGAUGCACGCUGGCUAAAGAGCAUACAC
Molecule: messenger RNA, 2019 nt
Organism: Paramisgurnus dabryanus
Lineage: Eukaryota; Metazoa; Chordata; Actinopteri; Cypriniformes; Cobitidae
Source: RefSeq, a predicted model, not a curated record